AUGAAGUUCUCUACCAUCCUCGCUAUUACUUUCCUCGUUGCUGCUGUUUCUGCUGCUCCUCACUCUCGCAAGCAUCAUGGAGGUGAUAACAACUCUAACCAUGAAAACAACUCCAACCAUGAAGACAACUCCAACAGUGGUAACAAGAAGAUUGACCAAUCCAUUGGUAGCGUUGGUUCUACUUCCAAUGGCGGUUUGCUGAGUGGUUUGUUGGGCGGUGCCAAUGUUCUCGGCAAGAGUACCACUACCAACAAUGUUGGUCAAACUGCCAACAUCAACUAA
Messenger RNA from Mucor velutinosus, 282 nucleotides. RefSeq lists its product as uncharacterized. The coding region runs from base 1 to 282 and encodes 93 amino acids. The record is from RefSeq and is a predicted model, not a curated record. The transcript has a single exon. NCBI's taxonomy places the organism in Eukaryota, Fungi, Mucoromycota, Mucoromycetes, Mucorales, Mucoraceae.